AUGGUUCGUCGACCAUUGUUGACCAGCCUUUUCUUGGCACUUCUUGGCGCGUUCGGAUCGCUACCCUUUCUCCGCUUCUCGCCGGGCCUGCCAAGGCAUCCGCGAGACCGUGGGGUGACUGCAGGCGAGGCGGCCAGAAAGGGGAAGGUUGCAAGUGCACCGAGCGACCCGCCCAAGCGGCCGCUGACGUCCUACUUGCGUUUCUGCAAAGAAGAGCGCGCGAAGGUCAUGAAACGGUUGGGCAAAAGUGCGGAAGUAAAGGACAUCACACGCGAGCUUGGAGCACUGUGGCGCCAGCUCUCAGCGAAAGCGAAGAAGCCCUAUGAAGACGAAGCAAAGGAGGAGUUCGAAGAGUAUCGGAAGCAGAAGGCAGCUUUCCUCGACGCUGGUGGCACCAUGCCGCAGCGGCGCAUGCCGCAGCGGCGCCAGACCAAGCCGAAAAAGGACCCAAACAAGCCCAAGAGGCCUGGCAGUGCCUACAACCUGUGGGUCGCGGACAACUACAAGCAGGUGCAAGAGAAGCGCCCGGACUUCAAGGCGACGCAAGUGAUAGCACAGCUAGGCAGCGACUGGAAGAAAGUCACUCCUGCCACAAAAAAGAAGUACGAGCAGCUGAAGGAGAAGAAGCUCAAAGAGUAUCAGAAGGCACUGGAGAAGUACCAGGCUUCAGAAUGA
Symbiodinium natans is the source of this 675-nucleotide messenger RNA. NCBI's taxonomy places the organism in Eukaryota, Dinophyceae, Suessiales, Symbiodiniaceae. The record is from the annotation of a GenBank genome assembly.